Daucus carota subsp. sativus is the source of this 1283-nucleotide messenger RNA. RefSeq names its product formyltetrahydrofolate deformylase 1, mitochondrial. The transcript is spliced from 8 exons. The coding region runs from base 35 to 1075 and encodes 346 amino acids. NCBI's taxonomy places the organism in Eukaryota, Viridiplantae, Streptophyta, Magnoliopsida, Apiales, Apiaceae. The record is from RefSeq and is a predicted model, not a curated record. Gene Ontology annotation, molecular function: formyltetrahydrofolate deformylase activity. Gene Ontology annotation, biological process: 'de novo' IMP biosynthetic process.
UAGAAGAUGUUGGUUUUAAUUAGUUGAGAAAAAUAUGAGGCUACUCACAAGAUUCUGCUCAAGCUUCCCUCAACAAACAACAAGUGUAGGAGCAAGAAGAGGAGGAAUUAACACUCACAAUACCAAUAGACACUACAAUUCACUCAAUGCAUCUUCUUCUUCUGCUGCUGAUCAAGUCCCUGUCCUUGACCCAUCUUCCCUAUCACCAUCUCUCACUCGUGGCAUUCAUGUUUUCAAUUGCCCUGAUGAGGUGGGGAUUGUGGCUAAACUAUCAGAGUGUAUUGCAUCCAAAGGGGGGAAUAUACUCGCAGCGGAAAUAUUUGUGCCCCAUAAGAAACAAACCUUCUACCAGAGAAGUGAAUUUAUCUUUAACCCUGCAAAUUGGCCGCGGGCACAAAUGGAUGAGGAUUUUUUAAAGAUUUCUACACGGUUCAAAGCAGUUAGAUCUGUUGUUCGUGUUCCUGACUUAGAUCCUAUACACAAAAUUGUUGUUCUUGCUUCUAAGCAGGACCAUUGUCUGGUUGAUCUGUUGCAUGGGUGGCAGGACGGAAAACUUCCGGUUGAUAUAAAAUGUGUCAUAAGCAAUCACGAGAGAGGUCCCAACACCCAUAUCAUGCGAUUUCUUGAAAGGCAUGGAAUACCAUACCAUCAUUUAGGUACAACUAAAGAUGACAAAAGGGAAGAAGGAAUACUAAAUUUGGUUCAAGAUACAGAUUUUCUAGUACUUGCAAGAUACAUGCAGGUGUUAUCUGCCAAUUUCUUGAAAGCUUAUGGCAAGGAUGUAAUUAACAUUCAUCAUGGCCUUUUGCCAUCAUUCAAGGGGGGAAAUCCUAGUAAACAGGCUUUCGAAGCUGGUGUCAAAUUAAUUGGUGCAACUGCUCACUUUGUCACUAAGGAACUUGAUGAAGGUCCCAUCAUCGAACAAAUGGUUGACACGGUUUCACAUAGAGAUAAUUUGCUUACUUAUGUUCAAAAAUCUCAAAAUCUUGAGAAACAGUGCCUUGCAAAAGCCAUAAAAUCUUAUUGUCAGCUGCGUGUCUUACCCUAUGAGCAAAACAGGACUGUAGUGUUUUGACUAUGACGAGAAGAGACGUCGAGAAAGAUUUGGAGCAUUGUUUAACUUCACUCUGUACCUAUUAUUCAUCAUCAGAAGCCUCAUAUCUUGACCGGCUAUAAAAUGUUACUACGUGUGUCUUCUGCAAACUGCAAAAAUCAUUAUUUGAAUAAAAUUUUCAGUGUUUGCUGCAUCUCUAUCAAAUAUAGUUGUACCUGUGUGGGAUUGA